Molecule: messenger RNA, 1745 nt
Organism: Paramecium primaurelia
Lineage: Eukaryota; Ciliophora; Oligohymenophorea; Peniculida; Parameciidae
Source: the annotation of a GenBank genome assembly
AUGCUGCCACAUAAUCAAAUAGAGUAAGGAAAUGAUGUUAGAACAAGACGUAUGAUCCACAAUACAUUCAUAUAGGAAUAAAGUUUCUUAUUUUCUUGAGCAUCUCAGCUAUGAUCAUGUACUCCGUAACUUAUACUGAAGAUUCAGAGGUUCAUCAUAAUAGUCUGAAUAAAUGCCUUAAUGUCUCUGGAGACUAAGAUAUGCUUAAUUAUAUUUGUAUGAAUUAUUAUGAUAAUAGAAAAUUCAACUAAUAAACCCUCAACUGAAUGCUAUUUAUACUAAUUCUUGUCAUUUUUUGCUGAAAGACAUUUUAAAGGAUAAUUAAAUAGAACUUAUACACAUUUCCAUGUAUAUCAGUACAGUCAAUUAAAACCAGAUUUUAACAUAAGUGUACUAUUUUCUAAUAGUCCAUAUCUUGAUGACCCAUAACAAUAAUUUUAAUUUUAUCUGAAUGUUGUUGAAUAUGUUAAAACUUUUAAUACUCCUUUAAUUUUAAAAGUAAAAAAUAAUGAUACAACAGGUAUUAUUAAAUAUAUGAGUAAUAGGUUGUUAAAAUGAAUUAAUAAUGGAAUUAAAGAAUAUCACUAAUAAUAUGAAUAUAAGUUUUGCAGAAUAAUUAAUUAUGGAUGUGAGAGUAGAAACAUAAUGUCAGAAUUUUCAUUAAAUGUUUUUAGGAUCAGUUAAAGAUAAUACAGAGGAGGUUGAGAGUUAAGUGAUAACUUAUUCAUUUUUGAAUAGUGUUGUUUGUUUAUGUUGUAUGAUUUAUGGAUUGAGAAUACUUAGAGCUUUGAUUGAAGGAAUGGAUAAUCCAGAAGAAUAUAGCAUGUUUUCUAUAGGUUUUGUUAUGGUUCAAGAUUUAUACAUGUGUUUUUUGAAUUUCUUUUAAGCUAUGCAAUCAGAAUAUUUAUUCUAGUAUUUUAUAACUCCAUCCUUUCUUUAAUUUUUAUUAUUCUCAAUAUUUGAAAUGAGAAUAUUAAUGAUAAUUUGGAAAAGUAGAGUUAGAAAUGAUUAAAGUUUUAGAAAUUAAAUGAUAAAAUUUUACUUAAUUUUGUACGUUUGUAUGUUUGGCAGCAUGUAUUUAAUCUAUGAGUAUGUUUUAUCAUCAUGGCUAUUAUUUUUUUUAAGCUUAUACAUAGUACCAUAGAUUAUUCAUGCUGCUUAAAGAGGAUAAAUUGUUAGAUUUAAUUUUAAAUUGAUUUGUGGAUUCUUAUUGCCACGAUUAAUCUAUUAUGCUUACUUUCGAUUUUAUUGGAAUAAUUUAUUCUCUCUAAAACCAAUGCCAAUAUCACUCAUUUGCAUUGUUGUAAGUAUAGGAAUAUAGAUUGGAGUGCAUAUAUUAUAAAAUGAAUGGGGUCCUUAAUUUUUUGUACCUAAGAUUUGUUUUCCUUAAAAAUAUAAUUACUAUUACAGAAUACCAACUUCUUUUGACUUAGAGGAAGGACCAUCUUCAGAAUAUGCAGUAAAAUGAAUAACAUUAUAAUAUUAGCAUUUAUUUAAUGAGGAAUGUUCUAUUUGUAUGGGAGUACUUCAUUAAGUACCUGCAAUAAGAUUAACUAACUAAGAAGAACGAAAUUACAUGAUAAAAGAAGCCAUGAAAAAAUAAAAAAAUCAUUAUAUGAAAACUCCAUGUGUAUAAAGAAAUGUAAUUAUAAAAGGAUCAUAAAUUUCAUGUACUUUGUCUAGUCAAGUGGAUGUCAAUCAAAUUAUCAUGUCCUAGUUGUAGAUAAUCAUUAUCACCUUUAUGA